This is a messenger RNA of Heterobilharzia americana, 2599 nucleotides long. NCBI's taxonomy places the organism in Eukaryota, Metazoa, Platyhelminthes, Trematoda, Strigeidida, Schistosomatidae. The record is from the annotation of a GenBank genome assembly.
AUUUUCCCCCAGAACAUUACAUUUGAUAAUCAUUAAUAUAAUAAAUUUGAUAAUCCUUAAUAAUUUUAUUAUUAUCAAUAAUUCAAUUCAUUAUUCAAUGGGUCCUUUGGGAUAUGCUCUGUCAGUUAUACACAUUCAUUUCUUAUGUUCUAUUCAGAGUGCUUACACACAUCCACAACUAUCAUCUUCAUUUACAUUACAAUCAUUGAUGUUAUCAAAGGAACAAACCGAAACAGAGGUAAUAAGUCCAAUAAUACAAAACUAUACAAAUGGACCAAUAGAUUUUAUAAAAAUUGAACAGUAUAUAUCACAGUUUUUUGAUUUGUAUCAGUUGAAUACACUUAUCACAGAACAAAGUGGUAAUGAACGAGUUAACAAUAAUAAUUUACCAUCAUCAAUUAGACGUCAAUUAGUAUGUCAAAAUCUCUUAAAACAAUCAUUAAGUAAUGAUUCAAAGAGAAGAGAAGAAUUUCUUAAGCUAAUUAACAGUAAGUAUUUUCAACUGAAUGAUUCAGCUUCACAACAAAAUGAAAUUACUGAAUUAAUUGUCAACCUUUGCAUACAUGAGAGUAAUCAGUACUUUCAACAGUAUUAUUAUACUCAAUGGUCGAAUUCUACAGAAAGAUAUCUGCUUAAAAUCAUUCUUAAGGAUACUAUUAUCCCUGUGAUAUACUUUUUAAAUACAUUUUCAAUGAUUUGUUUAAAUUGUCCAAUUUAUUGUAUAUUGAGUCGCAAAAAUCCACAAGUCUCAGUUUGGUUCUUAUUGGCGGCUUAUUCAAUUCUAAAGACAAUUCACAUAUUCAUCUUUCAUUUACCAAAGUUAAUUAUAAAUUUGUUCACCUUGUAUAGUAAUUAUCUGGUGGAUCAGACACAUUACAACUACACAAAGGAUAAUAUUAGUGUAGAUAUACAAAAAAGCAUCAUGAGGAAUUACAGUGGACAUGGUAGUGAUGGAAGUAUUACAGAAGGUAUAAGUAAUAAGCUACAAAAUUUUCAUGGCCUACAAAACUUAGGUUUAAUACCAUGCUCUAUGUUUACAUUCUUAGAAACUGUGCUGCAGCAUACACCUAAUUGGAUUAUAGUGGUUCUGGUUUGGGAACAAAUUGCCAGAUUCAUUGUCCAACAAUCUGCAUUGUCAAAUAACCUACACCGUCAUCAUCAUCAUUGUCCUUUAGAUAAUAACCAUGUUGAUAGAAAAUAUCAAAUGAAAUCACAUUCAUGUCUUGCUUCACCGUUACUUCAUCGGUCAAAGGAUUUCAUGUUUCAGGAAGGAGAAGACAAGUAUAAACAAAUCGAUAUUGACCAAGUGGUAGAAGAGAAACUGACAAUUACACUCCAACAACAGCGACAACAGUAUGGUGACAGUUACUCACAGUCUAUCACAUAUGAUAAUCAAUCAAAGUGUAAUUACUUAUGCGAUGCAAAGAGUUCCUCAAAUUUUAAUCGAAGUUUAAAAGAAGCCAUUUACAGCAGUAAUAAUCACCAGAUAUAUACUAAUAUGAAUGCAGAUUCUGUAAUAGAUGGUGGACUAACACUCUUCGGUGCAAAACUAAUUACAAUUACAAUAAUUGUCUUGGAAAUAUUUUUAAAUGUUCAUUCAUUAUGGUUACAUAAUUACUCAAAUGGAAAAUGUGGAAUUGAUUUGGAGGGACAUUCACCGAUUUUCACCCAUAUUUAUCCUUAUUUACUGAGAGUGAUUCAGUGCUCAAUACCAAAUUUAGGAUGUUUUAUAGGAGUUAUUGUUUAUAUAAUCUACAGUUUAAUCCAAUUUAAGCGAAAGGAAUUAGAAAAUGAAGCGACAACACCAACAACUAAAUACGAUGCAAUUGAUCUGAAACCUAUUCGGAACUGGAAUGCCUCAAAUGAAGACAAUUUUGAAGGAGUAAUUAUCAAUCCGUUGGCAUGCAAUUCAUCUGUUAAUUUGUCAGCAAAUUCAACACAAUCAAGGUAUAAAAAGUUUGUUCAGCAUGGGAUAUUUAGACAAUUAAAGAUAAAAAAUUGUUCAAUUCUCUUGUCAUGUACAUUAUCUCCACAAACAUGUUCAACACAUCCAGAUUAUGUGAAGCCUAUCAUCAGUAUACAGUCCAAAGAUAAUCCUGAUCACUCUGACAAUUCCUACAAUCAACUUCAGGAUAACCAGCAGAAACGGCAUAAAAUGUUACAACGUUCAGUUUCAGAUUGGGAUAAGAAAUCCACUUGUUCAAUAUUCAUAUCAUUAGACACUGGUAAAUACUUGGGCCUUACUUUGGCUAUCUAUCAGGUGAUAUUCAAUGUCCCAACAGAUAUUCUAUGGUAUUAUACAGAACAUUUGCAGCCACGAUUUACAAGUGAUAAUGUUGCACGUUUUUAUGAAGUGGUCAAAUUUCGGCAGUUAUUUAAUUACAGUAUACACUGUUGGUCAUCAUUACAACUAUGCUUUUUAUUCUGGAUAACAUUUCUUUUAAGUUCGAUAGUGCGACACCAAUGUAAACAUUUAUUUUGCAAUAGAAAACAAUUUUAUUGUACACAAAGCUAUUUUACAUGUUGCUUCUGUGGUUAUAACUGCCUAUAAUGUUCUAUUUUUGUCUAUCUGAAUUCACUUAUUAAUAUGGUUUUCAUU